UAAGUUAGUCUCGCUUGGACAAUAAGAACGGCUACAGCUGACCUUUUCUUCCACAGAGCAAUCCUGCACGCCCUUUUCUGCCCCCUCCGCCUUCUAUUCUUACACCUCUGUUUUACCCGCAGUUGGAUACUGGACAUGACGGAAUCAUCAGCGCUCGUUUUCUUGUCAAGCUUCCAUCUUCCACCGUGUCACUGCGGGCCGGCAGAUCCUUUUUCGUCGAAGCUCACAUUCAGCUCUUUAUCAUCGUUUUCUGUUCGCUCUCGUUCUCUUCACGCUGUCCGAUGUCGAUCUGGGGAUUCCGGCGAAGGCGGCUACAUCGGGGGUGACCCUUAUGGCCCGUAUCCAUGGGAAGCAUCCACCCCUUCCGAUGAACCGAGUAAAUCCAUCCCAUUAGCUUCCGUUGUUAAUCAACAAGCUUUCCAAUGGAUUCCUGAAGAUAAAUUUACUCUUUUUACCUCUGAAGGACUUGUUCAUAUUGGGGGUUCACUUGUUCCUCGUCACUUUCCAAUUUCAGAUAAAAGACAAUCGAGGUCAAAGGCUUCUCAAAGGUCCCAGCGGUUUCAAGAGAGUUAUUAUAUGGAUCCUAACCAAGCCCUUUGUCUCGGUGCUCUCUUUGAUAUUGCAGCCACAAAUGGACUUGACAUGGGAAGAAGACUAUGCAUCUUUGGUUUUUGCCGUUCCAUUGAGAUGCUAAGUGAUGUUGUAGAAGACAUUGUCUUGGAACAUGGUGGCGAGGUUGUUACAGCAGAAAAGGCUAGCAAGGAAGGUUUGCAAGAGAAAUUGACCAUGACUGUUGCAGUGCCGUUGCUCUGGGGAGUUCCUCCAGCUUCAGAGACCCUGCGUUUUGCAAUCCGUAGUGGCGGAGGCAUAGUGGAAAAGUUCUAUUGGCAAUGGGAUUUCAUGUAAAGAAACUGAUGGAAACAAUUUGUUCUUACUGUAAAAGAUUUUCUGCUGCUACUGGGUUGGUGGCCUAAUCCAUUUAUCAUGUUGUAUUUUUUAUGUAAAUGUAACAUUUGUCCUUGUAAAGAAUGUUGUAUAUCUGAUAGUUUUGUUGUUUCAA
Phalaenopsis equestris is the source of this 1060-nucleotide messenger RNA. RefSeq lists its product as uncharacterized. NCBI's taxonomy places the organism in Eukaryota, Viridiplantae, Streptophyta, Magnoliopsida, Asparagales, Orchidaceae. Bases 136 to 906 code for a protein of 256 amino acids. The transcript is spliced from 5 exons. The record is from RefSeq and is a predicted model, not a curated record.